Molecule: messenger RNA, 249 nt
Organism: Cooperia oncophora
Lineage: Eukaryota; Metazoa; Nematoda; Chromadorea; Rhabditida; Trichostrongylidae
Source: the annotation of a GenBank genome assembly
AUGAAAAUUGCCGAAGCAAUGCUUCUCCCACGUGGAUCGUUCAAAGUUUUGAAUGCUGGCAAACCUCUCCACGAUGACGACAGCAAGCUGGCUGCAGCAGGCUUGAAAGAUGGUGCUAAACUGACGGUUGUGAUCAAUACGGGGGAUGCGGCCGACUCAAAUCCCGAGAUGGAAGCCAGGUUGAAGGCGAUUCUCGGCGAUUCAGCAACGCCGCUCAAUAUGCUUCGUUUACGGCAGGUAGGGUUUUGA